Messenger RNA from Synchiropus splendidus (mandarinfish), 3336 nucleotides. RefSeq names its product anoctamin 7 (gene ano7). NCBI's taxonomy places the organism in Eukaryota, Metazoa, Chordata, Actinopteri, Syngnathiformes, Callionymidae. Gene Ontology annotation, molecular function: chloride channel activity; protein dimerization activity. Gene Ontology annotation, cellular component: plasma membrane. The coding region runs from base 210 to 3092 and encodes 960 amino acids. The transcript is spliced from 22 exons. Gene Ontology annotation, biological process: chloride transmembrane transport; calcium activated phospholipid scrambling. The record is from RefSeq and is a predicted model, not a curated record.
AACCCUUCUGCAGCCAGGUCCAGGUCCAGGUCCAGGUCCAGGUCGGACCGCCGAGAGAGCUCACUACUGCUUCAGAGUCCAGCAGCCAAAGGAAGCUGAAGCUAGCAGAGACACUGACCGCCGCCCCCGACUGGCUCUCAAGGGUGACACAGCAGAGGGCGCUGUCGAGUGCGAGUGCACGAUAAAGUUGACAUGAACAUCCUUUAGAGAUGUGUCAGGUGACUGUGGGCCAGACUGACGGGGCGACGGGAGGAGGAAGUGAGGGGAGGAGUCGAGGGCAGGACAGCCUGAGCUGGAGCCCUCACACUGGCACAUGCAGGGGCCAGAUCCACCUGGACUCGCGCCUGGACUCGCACCCGGACUCGCAGCUCGGAGCGCUCAGGAACAUGAGCAGAGUCGUGGAAUCGGAGGACGACAACUCCCAACUCAUUGGGCAGGACAAGAAGCUGGACCUCAGCUAUGGCAGCAUCACCAUGGACGCGGCGGCGGCGGCGGCGGAGCAGCCCGGGGACGGAAACACCUUCAGCGACGGGACGACUCGAGUGGACUUCGUUCUGGUGUGGGAGGAGCCUCUGGACUCGGACAAAGAAGAGGGCGACAACCCUGUCCACAAAAAGUGGCGGGAAACCUUCCUGACCAAACUGCGGCGGUCGGGACUGUUGGACGAGCAGAGGGAGCUGAUCCAGUCCAAGAACCGCAUCCGCUUCAUGCUCCUCAGCGCCCCCUGGGAGGUGCUCUGCUACUACGCGGAGGAGAUCAGCCUGAGGGUGCCGCUGCAGGUGGUCAACAGCUGCAACGUCAACUGGUCGGCCAAGAUGCUCCAGAGCCUGUCGCUGCCCAACCUGUUCCAGCAGGACGUCCCCAACCCGCCGCCCGACUUCUACACCUGCCAGUUCAGGAGCAACAAGCUGGAGCGGUUCCUCGGCGGCGAAGACAAGGACACUUUCUUCAAGACGACGCAGAGGCACCAGGUGGUCUACGAGAUCCUGGCUCGGACGCCCUACGGCUCGGUGAAGCGAGGGGAGGUCGGAAUCGACCGGCUCCUGAACGAGAAGGUCUUCAGCGCUGCCUACCCGCUGCACGAGGGACCUUUCGAGCGGCCCGAUCCCCCGGUUCCCCCGGAGUCUCUGCGGCUGCGGCAGGUCCUCUACAGCUACUGGGCCCAGUGGUCCUGCUGGACUCGGUACCAGCCUCUGGACCACAUCCGCGAGUACUUUGGGGAGAAGAUUGCGCUGUACUUCGCCUGGCUGGGUUUCUACACCGGGUGGCUGCUGCCGGCGUCUGUGGUCGGGACUGUGGUCUUCAUCGUGGGCUUCUGGCUGGUGGCCACCGACAUCCCAGCGAAGGAAGUGUGUGAGAGCGGAGGGGAGUUUGUCAUGUGCCCUCUCUGCAACAUCUGCUCGGCCUGGAACUACUCCAGCAUCUGCGUCACCUUCAAGGCGGGGCUGCUGUUUGACAACGGGGGGACGGUCUUCUUCAGCGUCUUCAUGUCCCUGUGGGCCGUCACCUUCCUGGAGUACUGGAAGAGGACCUGCUGCACCCUGGCUCACCGCUGGGACUGCUCCGAGUUCGAGGAGAGCGAGGAGCGGCCGCGCCCGGAGUUCGCAGCCAUGGCCCCCAUGACGGUGAGGAACCCGGUGACCGGAGCGGAGGAGCCCUACUUCCCUGAGAAGACCCGCCUCAACCGGACCCUGACGGGCUGCAUGGUGAUCGUGCUCAUGGUGGUGGUGGUCCUGAUGUUCCUCAUCGCCGUCAUCCUGUACCGGACCAUCCUCGGCAUCGUCAUCUACAAGUCGCGCAAUGCCUUCGUCAGCGUCUCGGUGAGUUUCCCGCUCGCGGCUGAGCUCACGGCUCCACACGCUCUCCCUGUCUGUCUGUGUGUGUGUGUGCAGGCCAGCAGGAUCGCCAGCAUCUCGGGGUCGGUCCUGAACCUGCUGGUCAUCCUGAUGCUGUCCAGGGUUUACGUCUCCCUCGCUCACAUCCUGACGCGCUGGGAGAUGCAUCGCACUCAAACCAAAUACGAAGACAUGUUCAUCCUCAAAGUCUUCAUCUUCCAGUUCAUCAACUUCUACUCGUCUCCCAUCUACGUGGCGUUUUUCAAAGGACGCUUUGUUGGCUACCCAGGCCACUACAACACGCUGUUCGGCGUGCGCAACGAGGAGUGCGGCGCAGGUGGGUGUCUCAUCCAGCUUGCUCAAGAGCUCCUCGUCAUCAUGGUGGGAAAACAGCUGAUCAACAAUGUCCAGGAGUUCGUUGUUCCGAAGCUGAAGGCGUGGUGGCAGAGACAGAAGCUGCGGCAGAAGUCGGCGGACGGCGAGGCUCCGGCGGAGCUGGGCCGGCCGUGGGAGUCGGACUACGAGCUGCUGGUGUGCGACGGGCUGCUGAGCGAGUACCUGGAGAUGGUCAUCCAGUUCGGCUUCAUCACCAUCUUCGUGGCGGCGUGCCCGCUAGCGCCGCUCUUCGCCCUCAUCAACAACUGGGUGGAGAUCCGACUGGACGCCCAGAAGUUUGUGGCGGAGUACCGGCGGCCCGUGGUGGAGCGAGCCCAGGACAUCGGCAUCUGGUUCCCCAUCCUGCAGUUCAUCACGCACGUGGCCGUCCUCAGCAACGCCUUUCUCAUCGCCUUCACCUCCUCCUUCCUGCCGCGGCUCUACUACCGCUACACCCGCGACGCCAACCUCAGCGGCUACAUCAACUUCACCCUGGCCACCUCGCCGGCCAGCCAGAACCCGGACCACGAGACCUGCAGGUACCGGGCUCUCCGAGACCAGCACGGUCACUACCUGCCCGAGUACUUCCAGCUGCUGGCCAUCCGACUGUCCUUCGUCAUCAUCUUCGAGCACGUGGUCUUCUUCAUCGGCAACCUGAUCGACAUGAUGGUUCCGGACGUUCCUGAGGAAGUGGAGAUGAAGAUCAAGCGGGAGCACUACAUGGCCAAGCAGGCGCUGGCCGAGAACCAGUCUCUGGGGGAGCUGUGGCCCCGCGAGGACAAGGUCCAGGCGGGAGAUCUGAGACAGCGGCGGCCCAAAUCCUCCGCCACGGACAGCGUGUCACCGGACCUGGGCAACAUUGCGGAGGAGGCGGAGCCCUGAGGACACCCCAGGUCUUUUACUUGUGCUGCGGCAUCACUCGUCACCAGGAGGGGGCGCUGGACCGCGGCAAGAUUCAGGGAUGACUUUAGUUUCAAAUGAUGUCCAGCAGCUGCCGGUCAUCACGGAGCCCAGGCCUCAAGUCGGGUUCCGGACCUCAGCUGUGGUUCUGUGUUGGGGCUGCGGCCACGACGCCUCCGUGUUUCUUCACAGCUCUAUUUCCUGUUUAUUUAAAUAAAAUCCUCAA